Molecule: messenger RNA, 8453 nt
Organism: Brienomyrus brachyistius
Lineage: Eukaryota; Metazoa; Chordata; Actinopteri; Osteoglossiformes; Mormyridae
Product: phosphatidylinositol 4,5-bisphosphate 3-kinase catalytic subunit alpha isoform
Exons: 20
Coding region: 1598-4804 (1068 amino acids)
Biological process (GO): phosphatidylinositol 3-kinase/protein kinase B signal transduction; phosphatidylinositol-3-phosphate biosynthetic process; cell migration
Cellular component (GO): plasma membrane; phosphatidylinositol 3-kinase complex, class IA; cytoplasm
Molecular function (GO): 1-phosphatidylinositol-4-phosphate 3-kinase activity; 1-phosphatidylinositol-3-kinase activity
Source: RefSeq, a predicted model, not a curated record
AUUACGCUGUAAAACUCUACCGGUUUGCCUUUUAAAAUAUAAAAUUAGGCUUUUUUAAAACCAAAUAUCCAUAGUGAUUUCAAUCGUAAUUUUGUACGUUAUAUUAGCGAUACUAUAGUAUAACAUGAUUUAAAGCUGCAGACCAGCUAGAGAGGUAACGCGUUAGAGAUCGUAAACCAGACAACACGAUAUACUGAUUGUUACUCUUAAUAAUACUUUAAAUUUCUUAAUGUCUACCCUGUACGAAAUUGCUCGUAUGGGUUGAGGAUUAGGGUUGUGAACCGAGCCAUAAUAUACCCAUCGCAUGCAACUAACCAGCUAGUUAACGAGGUGCCUCGCGUCUAGAUUUAUAUAGCAUGAUGAUUAAACUGAAUAAUCGUUUAACAGGUGAAAUGUGUGGUUGUAACUAAUUAGAUAUUAUGCUAAUGUGUGAACGAGAGCUGUUUACUAGCUGAUACAGGCGGCCACUAUGCCCCAUUUUGAAUAUUAUUAUAUUACAUAUUCUGAAUGUUAAAUUCGAAAAAACGUUCCCGGUAACAUAACCCUCCCGUUUAUGUUCAUAAAAGUAAUUCAAAUAAAAUGUUCUGUUAUAAGCGGCAACGCAUGCUGCAAAUCUCAUUUUUUAAAAAAGGAUUUUUAUCCUUUUUAGAAUAACCAGAAACCAUUAACUGUCAGUCUCGGUAUUAGGGCUUUUAAAGCACUUCAUUAUUUUCUUUGCCAGUACCUGGCGUUGUCAAGGCUUUAAUUUAGUUUUGUAAGCAGUUCGUGGCCACUGUAUUUUUGUAGUAAUUAGUUCACAGAUGCCAACUUUUUGCAUUAUACAUUUACACAAACAACAUAUGUUUUAAAAAUAAUUCUGGUUUGGUGUCUGAGCUGUGUGACCUGUGUGUUAAAGUCAGGUGAUAAAAAUGGCAUUGUGUUUCCUAUAUGUUGGUAAGCCAUUCAGGAACAGUGCUCUUACUAAAUUUAAUUGCAGUUUUUGACCUUGUCAAGUGUGAUUUUCAUUGUCUGUUGUUAAAGAGAGAUGCUACCCAUUGAGGGUCAUUUUAAGUGGCAUGACAUUGGUCAUCCAGCACUUUGUUUAUACAACAUGGGUAAUUCGAAUUGCGUACAUUUUCACAUCUGCUGUUGACUUGUAAAAAGACAAUCUGAGGAGAGCUUUCAGUCUUAGGGUAAUACAACAAUAUUGUUGAAAGGGAAGAUAUCUAAGAAUCCUUCUGUUGGUUAUCUUGCUUCUGUUGGGGACAGCUUGAAGAGGUGUGACUCAUGAACUGAAUACGUCUUGUAUCCGCUCUUGGGGAAUUAAGAGUAAUACGCAUGAGGUCAUUUCAGCCCAGGAGAUGUGCGGUCAUCGAUGUUUUUCCACAUUUUUAAUCAAGUAAUCAGCGAAGAAGCUUGACUUGGAGCUUUUGUGAAACUUUCUUUAUAUUUUGACCUUGGCUUUGUUCUUCUUUUUGAAGAUGCAUGGGUAGUUUGUCUUCUGUGAGGGUAUAUAUAUGCACUUUCAUUUUUUGUUUCUUUGGAGCUAGUGUUGUUUUGUGUUUCCCCAGGAGAGCUGUUUCAGCUAAACUGGCAGACUUUUGACUAGGUGGGAAGGAUGCCGCCAAGGCCAUCGUCGGGAGAGCUAUGGGGUAUACAUUUGAUGCCCCCGAGGAUUUUGGUGGACUGUCUUCUACCAAAUGGCAUGAUAUUGACACUGGAGUGCCUCCGUGAGGCUACUCUCAUUACAAUUAAACACGAACUCUUUAAGGAGGCAAGGAAGUACCCUCUCCAUCAGCUCCUGCAAGAAGAGACAUCCUACAUCUUUGUUAGCGUUACCCAAGAAGCUGAAAGAGAAGAGUUUUACGAUGAGACACGGAGGCUAUGCGAUCUCAGACUUUUUCAGCCUUUCUUGAAAGUCAUUGAACCAGUUGGCAAUAGGGAAGAGAAAAUUCUGAACAGAGAAAUCGGUUUUGCCAUUGGCAUGCCCAUCUGUGAGUUUGAUCUGGUGAAGGACCCCGAGGUGCAGGACUUCAGGAGAAACAUCCUGAAUGUCUGUAAGGAAUCUGUAGACCUCAGGGAUGCCAAUGGACCCCACAGUCGGGCAUUAUAUGUUUACCCUCCCAAUGUGGAAUCGUCGCCAGAACUUCCAAAGCACAUAUACAACAAACUUGACAAAGGUCAAAUAAUUGUGGUGAUCUGGGUCAUUGUGUCACCCAACAACGACAAACAAAAGUACACACUUAAAAUCAACCAUGAUUGCGUCCCUGAGCACGUGAUAGCCGAAGCCAUCCGUAAGAAGACCAGAAGUAUGUUGCUGUCACCUGAGCAGCUCAAGAUGUGCGUGCAGGAGUACCAGGGGAAGUAUAUCCUCAAAGUCUGUGGUUGCGAUGAAUACCUCCUGGAAAAAUAUCCUCUCAGCCAGUACAAGUAUAUCAGGAGCUGCAUCAUGCUGGGGCGGAUGCCGAACCUGAUGCUGAUGGCCAAGGAGAGCCUGUACUCUCAGCUGCCCAUGGACACCUUCACCAUGCCGUCCUACGCCCGCCGCAUCUCUACCGCCACGGGCUACAUGAACGGCGAGGCAUCCGCAAAGUGCCUGUGGACCAUCAACAGCACUUUGAGGAUAAGGGUGCUGUGUGCCACAUACGUCAAUGUGAACAUUCGGGACAUCGAUAAGAUCUAUGUUCGGACAGGGAUAUACCACGGAGGAGAGCAGCUGUGCGACAAUGUGAACACCCAGCGAGUACCAUGCUCCAAUCCCAGGUGGAACGAGUGGCUUAACUACGAUAUUUACAUCUGUGACAUUCCGCGGGCGGCCCGCCUCUGUCUGUCCAUCUGCUCCGUGAAAGGCCGGAAGGGGGCAAAGGAGGAACACUGUCCACUGGCUUGGGGCAAUGUGAACCUUUUUGACUAUACCCACACCCUCGUCUCGGGGAAAAUGGCACUCAACCUGUGGCCUGUACCCCAUGGACUGGAAGAUCUGCUCAACCCAAUCGGGGUGACGGGCUCCAACCCCAACAAGGAAACGCCCUGCUUGGAGCUGGAGUUUGAUUAUUUCAGCAGUCCGGUGAAGUUCCCAGACAUGGCCACAGUUGAGGAGCACGCAAACUGGACCAUAUCCAGAGAGCUGGGCUUUAAUUACUGCCACGCUGGCUUGAGCAACCGGCUUGCCCGGGACAACGCCCUGACCGAGAGCGACAAUGAGCAGCUCCGCCUGGUCUGCAACAGAGAUCCCCUGUCUGAGAUCACUGAGCAGGAGAAGGACUUCCUUUGGAGGCACAGACACUAUUGUGUAAAUAUACCUGAAAUUUUGCCCAAGAUUCUCCUUGCAGUGAAGUGGAACUCCAGAGAUGAAGUGGCUCAGAUGUACUGCCUUCUGAAGGACUGGCCAGCAAUAAAACCAGAACAGGCCAUGGAGCUGCUGGACUGCAACUUCCCUGACCCGAUGAUCCGUGACUUCGCAGUUCGGUGCCUUGAGAAAUAUCUGACGGAUGACAAACUCUCCCAGUACCUCAUUCAGCUGGUGCAGGUCCUGAAGUAUGAGCAGUACCUUGAUAAUCCUUUGGUGCGAUUUCUGCUGAAAAAAGCUUUAACGAACCAGAGGAUCGGACACUUCUUCUUCUGGCACCUGAAAUCCGAGAUGCACAACAAGACGGUGAGCCAGCGUUUCGGGCUGCUGCUGGAGUCGUACUGCCGGGCCUGUGGGAUGUACCUGAAGCACCUGAGCAGACAGGUGGAGGCUAUGGAGAAGCUCAUCAACCUGACGGACAUCCUGAAGCAGGAGAAGAAAGAUGAGACGCAGAAGGUGCAGAUGAAGUUCCUGGUGGAGCAGAUGAGAAGGCCAGACUACAUGGACGCCUUGCAGAACUUCACGUCUCCACUAAAUCCCGCCCACCAGCUGGGAAACCUCCGACUCGAGGAGUGCAGGAUAAUGUCUUCCGCCAAGCGACCGCUUUGGCUAAACUGGGAAAAUCCAGAUAUCAUGUCGGAGCUCCUCUUCCAGAACAAUGAGAUCAUCUUCAAGAACGGCGACGAUUUACGGCAAGACAUGUUGACCCUGCAGAUCAUUCGGAUUAUGGAGAACAUAUGGCAGAACCAAGGCCUGGAUCUCAGAAUGUUGCCCUACGGCUGCCUGUCCAUCGGCGACUGUGUGGGUCUCAUAGAGGCCGUGAGAAACUCCCACACCAUCAUGCAGAUUCAGUGCAAGGGCGGCCUGAAGGGGGCGCUGCAGUUCAACAGUCACACUCUUCACCAGUGGCUCAAGGACAAGAACAAGGGAGAAAUGUAUGACCUGGCCAUCGAUUUGUUCACGCGGUCGUGUGCAGGCUACUGCGUGGCUACAUUCAUCUUGGGAAUCGGAGACAGACACAACAGUAACAUCAUGGUCAAGGACGAUGGGCAGCUGUUCCAUAUAGAUUUUGGCCAUUUCCUUGAUCACAAGAAAAAGAAAUUCGGCUACAAGAGAGAGCGGGUACCAUUCGUGUUGACGCAGGACUUUUUAAUAGUGAUAAGUAAAGGAACACAGGAGUGCACGAAGACCAGAGAGUUUGAGAGGUUCCAGGAGAUGUGUUACAAAGCCUACCUGGCAAUCCGGCAGCACGCCAACCUGUUCAUCAACCUGUUCUCUAUGAUGCUGGGCUCCGGCAUGCCGGAACUGCAGUCCUUCGACGACAUCGCCUACAUCCGUAAGACGCUGGCGCUGGACAAGACCGAGCAAGAGGCGCUGGACUACUUCAUGAAGCAGAUGAACGACGCCCACCACGGCGGCUGGACCACCAAGAUGGACUGGAUCUUCCACACCAUCCGGCAGCACGCUUUGAACUGAGGGGGGGUGGGGGACGUGGCCACGAGCGGCAGACUCAAGCCUCGAGGAACGGCGGAUGAUGAGCAAGCCAUCCAUGUAGCCUUCUAAACAACCCAGGAAGACUUUGGGUCGACCUCAGCAUCGCUCCCAACCUGCUGUCGUCUCCACACUCAAUUCUUGCCCCUAGAAAACGUUUGCUGGGAUGGCCAAUGUUUUCGUUUCCCUCUUCUGUAUCUCCUUGUCCCCUUGUGUGUCGAUAUGUGUGAUGGGAAAAAGUGUUCUUUACGGCCUUCGUAUAAAAACAUACCUCUUCCCCCCCCCCCCUUUGUUUUUUAUUUGUUUUCCCCCAGGGGCUUGCGCAGGUAUACGUCUUCCUCUAACUUCUAUGCCUUUAUAUAUGCAGAGAAUGUGUCUAGAGUCCUGAGCAAAACAGGGUAUUUCCUUUGCGUUAAUGAAGUUCUCAACUUUUCUUUAAACAGCUUGUUUUUAUUCCAUGAAAGAGAAUCGGCUGUGUCAGUCAUCGACAGCAGCGUAUGGAUGACACAGUGUCAAAUAUGAGAAAUCAUAACCCCCCCGCCCCACCCCUCCUGAGAGGAUGUUGGGUAGCUAUUGAUUUCAGUCGCUUGUGCAUGAGAGCGCGAUGCAGGGGGGAAAAAAAAACUCAAUGUUCCGUGGUGAAUGCAGUGCAGAGCCUCACGGAAGGCUAACGUGCAAUAGGAGACGACCGGUUCCGUGCGGCGCCGGUUCUGGAGAGGAGCCGAGCAGGCGACCACGGCUCAAGAGGUCGCCGGCGGUCUUCCUACAUCUCCUCCGACUGUGGAAUGUCGGACGCGUGAGAUGCGUGUAAUGCGAUCAGGACGCCGAUCCGAACAGACGGGACCAGUCCCUUCCGAAGCCGAGUCUGGUCCAUUUUUCGAAGUCCGGGAAUGUCAUUCUUUUAAAAGAUUUGGCUAAACCAAAUCAAGACUUCAUUAUGCUGUAAGAUGCAAAAGACUGUAAAAUGGGCCUCAAUACAUUUGCAAAUAUGCCGUUGAUAGGCAAGUAUGUUUGUUUACUUUUCAUUUUGCUAAUACAAUUCAUGGUUUAUAUAAUUGACUAGACCUAAUCCCCCUCCACAGAUAGCUUAUACUGCCUUGUGACUCGCCCCAUUUGUUUAGAAUCUAGUCUAAUAUUGUAUAAAUGGUUGUGGGUGGUGUGCAGAGCCGAUAUGCGCUGUGAAUCAUGGCUACAGGAAGUGGAGUGAGUGCCGACGUAACCUGAAAGCUCAUCUCCUCACACUGAACUCCCCUAGAAGUAUCUGCACUCAGCUUUGGAAGUCCCAGCCAUUUACCUCCCACUGCACUUAAGACGUAGGGGCAUGUGGCUGUCGGCAAACUCGGAGAAGUAAUUUGGCUGGACGUCCACAUGUCCCGUUCAGCAGAAGUUCAGAAACGUCUAGGCUAUUCGCAGAAAGAUACAUUUCAGUUAAGUUUUGCCGACCAGCGCAAAGUAUAACUGGACAGUGACUCCCAGGUGAAUUGGUGGGGAUGUUUUUCCGCUGGAGAAGGACCAACUCAGCAGCCCUGUGCUAACCGAUUCUGUCCUGUGGUUACGCUUGUUGUAAUCGGUGGUGUUACUUUUGGAUGGUUUUUGAAAGUCAGGAGUGACCGUUUGAAACCAAGUUGAGAAGAAUCCACAUUGUUGUUAUUAUUACAGGCCCCUAGGCCUCAACAUCAGACGCAUGUUAUGAAUGGGCAACACCUGCUGUUUCCUUGGUUACCAUUAGACUACCUUCUAUGUCUCUGAGAAGACUUUUAUUGUAUUUGUCAUACGUAAUUAAAAACACGAAGUACUUACUCUGUACAUAAAUCUCAUUUGAAUUUACCUGUGUUUACUGAGCCAAAGUUUAAUGAUGGAUUAUCCAUAUCAAAUGUUUUACCAUAUCCUAACUUGCACAAGGUACAACUGUUCUAUCUCUGAAAAAACCCCUUGUGAAGCAAACACAUUAUUUAUAUUUAGUGAGAUUAUAUGUUUUGUUGUUUCUAACAAGAAAUUGACUUCAUGGAGGGUUACUGUUCACUUGCAGUAUUUAAAAGUGCAGUUUUCGUCAUAAUGGGUUUGUACAGAAAUGUUGUUUGCUAUGUAAUGUCUUGGAGAAGGUGCAUGUUAAUAUGAUGUGGAGUGCAGUUACAUUUAGGCAUUUCUUUAAAUGAAGUUAAACUUAAGACCAACUGCAAUAUAGUCAAAGGGAAAGAGACCAUAGAUUUUUUUAGAAUGCCGUUUCACACACAAACAGAGGGUCUGGGGCAAUCCGUGUAUAAAUGCUGUGCUUGUGUCGAGGCGUGAUGCUGAUGUCAGCAUUGUUUUCGUGCUCUGCUAUGAUGAAAAUAAGUGUCUUUACUCAGCCAGGACAGACCAGCCAUUGCCUGGAUUUGCCAAUAUUCAUAAGUGUAGGCCAGCUAAUCAAUUCCAGAAGGUGUAUUUCAGUGAUCUAAUGCGGAAAAAAAAAAUCAUGCAAAAUUGCAUUAUAAAUGCAUCAAAUAAGAAGGCCCGGAACUAUUUGAACUGUGAAUUUUUUUCCCCAACAGUACUAGUCAUGUGGUUAAAAUAUACAAUUAUUCCCAACUUCUUAUGCAUUCAUGCGAGAUUCUUGCAAUUUUGCAUUUUUUAAAAUACAAAUGUGCUCUUAUUUAGUAAACCAUUUAAUAGCUAUUCAGUUGAAACUGAAGUGUAUAGGUGUUUUUGCACUUUGUAACUUUCCCCCCGUUUUUUGUAAAAUGCAUUCUAUCUAAAGGGAUCCUGUAGCUAGUUAUUUGCAUGUUUGCUUAAGCGACAUCAAUCGUCAUACGCCGUGUUAUGGGUCAGACACGUGGCAAGAGGUCAUUGUACGCUCAUUAUUCCCCAGUCCAUAAGUCAGAGCAGUGGGUGUCCGUCUGUUUGGGUCGACAACAUUGGACUGAACUUGUUUCAAAGGACCCCCAAGAUCCCAAGACAACACACUGAAGAGAAAACAGUAAAAAAAAUACCCUGCUAGUUCUGAGAAGAUACUCUUACUUGAAUUUUACUGUAAACCACCUUUCCCUGCUUGUCACAAGAAUAAAUGUUGUAACUUUGUGGUGACAUAUUGAACGUUUGUUUAAAAUGCUAUUUCAUACCGAUUGUGAAUGUUUGAGGAAAAAAAGAAAUCGACGAGUAGUCAAGUGUCCCAAAGCAGGUGGGCAGCGUGAAAACUUUUACUCCUUUAAUGCCAAACUUAGGCCAGGCUCUGUAAGUGGAAUCCUCCCAUGAACAUUUCAGGAAACCUUAACCAGACACUCACGGCGUCGUUUGAAGAAAACCGUUUGAACAGGCUUUAUGAAUUGUUUACAGCAGAUGCCCCUAAGUAAUGUUAAUCAUUUUUUUAAACAUGAUUGUACUGCUAAUAACAGGCCAGAAACAAACAAACAAAAGGUAUGAAACCCCUUUGCAUGAGAGUGAAAUAGCAGCACAAUUUCAGUCUAUUCUAAUGUAGAGCUAUGGAUGAUAUUUGGCCUAAGGCAGCAUUAUGUAGUAAAACACUAACUACUACCUUAAACAGCUUUUUCAUUCCUGUCUGUUAUUCAUUGCUGUUUAAUAAAACGAUCGCUUUGUACCCAGUUUCUCAAAUAUUGUAUGUUAUAUAAAUGUACAAAUAAAUUUUAUUUCAAAUGCA